AUGGCCGCCAUAGAAUAUGCUAUACAAUCACUUAGAAAUGCAAAUAAAACAGUUCGCUCCUUAGCAGUGGUUAGUUUUGAUGCGAUAAUAAGAACCAAUCUUAUGAAAAGUAAGAUGUCUGGCAGAUUCCAUUCUGUCACUGCACAGAAUCCAUAUAAUGCUAAUGCAAAUAUUGCUACAGAAGCUGAAUUCCUAAAUUGGUUGUAA
Messenger RNA from Funneliformis geosporum, 207 nucleotides. Lineage: Eukaryota; Fungi; Glomeromycota; Glomeromycetes; Glomerales; Glomeraceae. The record is from the annotation of a GenBank genome assembly.